GCCGCACAAGGUGGAUUGAUAAUAUUUGCCGCUCUCUUCUCCAAGUGGUGUCCUCCCUCUUCCGCUUGCCCUGGAGAUUUGCGAUUCAUACAUAAAUACUCCAUUCCGUACACGUAGGAUCUUGGUCGCAUAAAGAAGCCGCUACACGCGUGCCUUCGCAUCCUGGAAACUAACGUUUGGUGCCAACAUUAAAUUCCCACCUGGACCCCGCGCCUAUAAACGACUGUUUUGAUAUCUCCGCCACAAACAAUCGCAGACCUCGCAGACCUCUGCUCACAUAUCCGUCGUUCUCCAGAAUAAGCUACUAUGGCUUCGACAGCGCCCGCCCAGGCCAAUAUUCAGGCCACUCACCCCUUCACUUGCAACACAUGCCAGGUUGCUUUCCGUUCUAGCGAGCUCCAACGAGCGCACAUGCAGACAGAUUGGCACCGUUAUAACCUCAAGCGCCGUGUUGCCUCCCUCCCGCCUCUCUCGUCGGAGAUUUUUACUGAAAAAGUCCUCGCAAACAAGGCAACCGCUGCCGCAACUGCCGCAAAAGCCUCCUUUGAGAAGGCUUGUACAGCAUGUCAAAAGACAUAUUAUAGCGAAAAUGCCUACAACAACCACUUGAACAGUUCAAAACACAAGAGCAAUGCGGCGAGAGCCAGCAGGGCUGGACAAAACGAUGACGCGGCGUCGGUCACAGGUUCUGUUUUGAGCUCUGCAUUCUCACUUGGCGAGCCCAUGGCAGAAAAUGACGCUGAUAGCAUUGAUACUGAGGCGGAGAAAGAAUUCAUUGAGGUAGUAGAUAGUAUGAAGAAGUCCACCCUGGAGGAUGGAACAGAAUCACCGGUACCUGGACGACCUGGACGACCGCACCAUUCCGGUACUGCGGAUCGGCCCGAGAACCCUCUCUCCAGGACUGCGAGCAGCACCUCUACUGCUGUUCGUGAGGCCGAUCCGCUCCUGGACUGUCUGUUUUGCAAUUACCGCUCGCCGAACUUCAACCUCAAUUUGAACCACAUGGGCCGUUUCCACGGAACGUUCAUCCCAGAGAAAGAUUACCUCGUCGAGCCCGAGAAUCUGAUUAAGUAUCUGCACGAGAAGAUCCACGUGAAACACCAGUGUUUGAAAUGCCAUAAGGAGGUACAUACGGCUGCGGGCAUUCAGACGCACAUGCGCGACCGUGGCCACUGCAUGAUUGCGUUCGAAUCGGACGAGGAACUGGUCGAAGUUGGGCAAUUCUACGAUUUCCGGAGCUCUUAUCCUGACGCCGAGGAUUUUGACGCCAUGGAGCAAGAGGCAGAGGACUCUGACGAUUCCACCUCGACGGCUGCCGGAGGGGUCAGAUUGGGAGCGCGGCGCAAGUCUGUCACGAUUGAAGGAGGCGACGAGGGAGAGGAUGAUGGCUGGGAGACGGACAGCACUGUGUCUAGCGUACCCACUGACGAGAUCACGGCUCUACCAAUCGAUGACCGCACUCACCGAUACAAGCUCCUAUCGCAGUCUCGCCAUCACUCCCACAAGGAUCCUCGACCACACCGCAGCGCAGAUGGAUUCCACUCUCACGCACAUCCUACACCGGUUGCCGUCUAUCAUGACGAGUACGAGUUGCAUCUGCCUUCUGGUCGAACAGCGGGCCAUCGCUCCCUCAACAAAUACUACCGCCAGAAUCUGCGAAAUUACCCCGGCGUUGCGGAGCGGAUGGAGAAGGCGAACCAGCGUAUGAUUGCAGGAGCGACCUCAGAUUCCGAAGGCGACGUGGACAUGGACCAGGAACGUGUAGGCCGCGGUCGCCAACUGGUGUCUCGCGCAAAUGGCGGUCUUGGUAUGAUUGGUGCUAGUGACGCAAAGAAGGCCGAAGUGCGAGCCGUGGAGAAGCGAGAGCAGAGGAAGGCAGAGCGUGCACGGAACAGGUAUCAAGCCGGUAAUGAAAAGAGGGCCAACUUCCAAAAGCAUUUCAGGGACCAUCUUCUUCAGUGAUCUCUCUUCGAUUCAAAGAAUUAUGGGACGGAUUAUGUCUUUUCUGGAUGGAUUACGCAUUUUACGAAAUCAUGGCGGGCAUGGAAGGGGGUGCUUGCAUUACAGCGGGUGAGUCACCAAGGACGGGAUCGUAC
Messenger RNA from Westerdykella ornata, 2096 nucleotides. RefSeq lists its product as uncharacterized. The transcript is spliced from 3 exons. The coding region runs from base 307 to 1962 and encodes 551 amino acids. The record is from RefSeq and is a predicted model, not a curated record. Gene Ontology annotation, biological process: ribosomal large subunit biogenesis. Gene Ontology annotation, molecular function: nucleic acid binding; zinc ion binding. Gene Ontology annotation, cellular component: preribosome, large subunit precursor. Lineage: Eukaryota; Fungi; Ascomycota; Dothideomycetes; Pleosporales; Sporormiaceae.